Molecule: messenger RNA, 466 nt
Organism: Lentinula edodes (shiitake mushroom)
Lineage: Eukaryota; Fungi; Basidiomycota; Agaricomycetes; Agaricales; Omphalotaceae
Exons: 1
Coding region: 124-423 (99 amino acids)
Source: RefSeq, a predicted model, not a curated record
AUUGAAUGUCGAUAUAUGUCACUGCGCAAGCCAAUCUUGCCUCAACUCAUGAACUUUCACAACUCUUUCUCUUCUGAUCCGAUCGUUUCUUUGUAUUUCUAAUCACUCAUUUGAUGCGCUUGCAUGUCUUCGCAUCCUCCCCCAUACAUAUUUACCGUGACUCUGUUAUACCUAUACAGUACUCCCGCAGUUCUCUCUUGCUUCUGCUGUAUUUUCGGCAUCGAUCCUGGUGAUAUCGUGCUACGCUACAUUACCCUUUUGUAUCUAUACGCUGCUGCAUUGUACAUAUGUAUAAUGUCACCAAUCGAACAACGCAUUGGUCCGAGAAUAAGUCGUCCCAACACGCCAGCUUCUAGCCCUAGUAUGAAUCAUGUUACAAUCAGCAGCAAGUCGAUCGCUCACACAGGGUGCAAAUUAUCAUAAGUUUUUGUGGCUUAUGAGAAACUUACGGUGAAUUAACAUGAAA